Messenger RNA from Cordyceps fumosorosea ARSEF 2679, 1830 nucleotides. Its product is annotated as endonuclease/exonuclease/phosphatase family protein. The transcript has 4 exons. NCBI's taxonomy places the organism in Eukaryota, Fungi, Ascomycota, Sordariomycetes, Hypocreales, Cordycipitaceae. Gene Ontology annotation, molecular function: catalytic activity. Bases 1 to 1830 code for a protein of 609 amino acids. The record is from RefSeq and is a predicted model, not a curated record.
AUGAAGCACGCGACUCUGGGUGGCUUCUUGGGCGCGGCCCUGACUGCUGCCUCCUCGGCGGUGGCCGUCACCAUUGCCGAGAUCAACGGCAAUCGCUUUGUGUCGCCGCUCAAUGGCAAGGACGUCACAAAUGUCACCGGCCUUGUCACCGCGUCCAACGAGAACGGCAUCUGGCUCCGCGCACUGCAGCCGGACAAUGACACCCGCACCUCGGAGGGCCUCUACGUCUUUGGCAAGACCAUUCUCGGCAGCGUCAAGGUCGGCGACAUCAUCUCGCUGAACGGCCAUGUGGAGAUGUAUAGGUCCAACAAGAACUACAUUCAGCUCACCGAGCUCAGCCGUCCCACGAAUGUCGUCGUCCGCUCUAGCGGCAACCGUGUCGAGCCUCUGGUCAUUGCCCUCGACACCCUCUCGCCUCCUACGCAGGACUACUCCGGCCUUGAUGUCGGUGGCAUCUUUGGCGUACCCAAUGCCGUCAAUCUCGUCUCCACGUCCAACCCUAUCCUCGACCCGAGCAAGUAUGGCCUUGACUUUUGGCAGAGUCUGCUCGGCGAACUGGUCACCGUCAAGGGCGCAUACCAGACCAGCCGUCCCAACAACUUUGGCGACGUCUGGGUGCGCGGCGACUGGAACACGACAGGUGUCAACUCGCACGGCGGCAUCACCAUGCUGGAAGGAGACGCCAACCCCGAGACCAUCAUCAUCGGCUCUCCCCUCGAUGGCUCCAAGAACCCCAACAACACCAAGCUCGGCGACUACAUCGGUGAUGUGACCGGUGUUGUCUACAACGCCUUUGGCUUUUACCGUCUGCUGCCCCUUACGGCCGUCGCAGUCGCCACCCCGGCCAGCACCGAGUUCCCUCCUGUUGCCUUCAGCAGCACCGGCAACUGCAGGGGUAUCACCGUCGCCUCAUACAACGCCGAGAACCUGGCCCCUGACUCGGCCCAUCUGCCUCUUGUCGUCGACCAGAUUGUCCACAAGCUCCGCCUCCCCGACCUCAUUUUCCUGCAGGAAGUCCAGGACGACUCGGGUCCCACCAACAAUGGCGUCACCUCGGCCCGCCUCACCCUCACCACCCUCACCGACGCACUGUUCAGGGAGUCGGGCGUGGGCUACAACUUCACCGGAGUCGACCCGGUCAACAACCAAGACGGCGGCCAGGUCGGCGGCAACAUCCGCCAGGUGUACCUGUACCGCUCCGACAUUGUCCAGCUUUACAACCCCAACCAAGGCGGCAGCACCGACGCCAACGAGGUUCUCGACGGCCCCGCGCUCAAGUACAACCCCGGCCGCAUCGAUCCCAGCAACCAGGCGUACGCCAACAGCCGCAAGCCCCUCGCCGCGCAGUGGAAGACGCUCAAGGGUGGCAAGCCUUUCUUCACCGUCAACGUGCACAUGGGCAGCAAAGGCGGCUCGUCCACUCUCCACGGUGACCAGCGCCCUCCCUUGAACAACGGUGUUGAUAAGCGCACUAGCCAGAACGAGGCUGCCGCCGCGUUCAUUGCCGACAUUCUUGCCAAGGACCCCAAGGCGCGCGUCAUCGCUGCCGGUGACUUCAACGAGUUUUCCCAGGUCCAGCCCAUGCGAGUUUUCGCCGCCAAGUCCGGCCUGACCAACAUGGACGAUAUCGUCAGCACCCCGCCGGAGGAGCGCUACAGCUACCUCUUCGACAUGAAUUGCCAAACUCUCGACCACAUGUACGCCAGCCAGGCCCUCCGCAAGAACGCCAAGUUUGAGCACCUCCAUCUCAACACCUGGCAGGACAAUGCCGGUCAGGUCAGCGACCACGAUCCCAGCGUGGCCCUGUUCAACGUCUGCGGCUGCGCGUAG